AUGGCGUACAAGUUUCGCGAAGAGAUCGUGGGAAAGAGGUUUCUCUCGGUGAGUGGUUUCACCAAGCUAAAGGUGAAUAAGAUCAGUGAGUGGGGGUGGCGUGCAGGGGUGAUUCGUGCUGCCAGUCACAGGGAUAACGGCUGUCAUGAUCUUCAGGUGAGUCCGUCGUUCGUUAAUAAACAUGUUUCGUUUAUUCAAUUCGUCAUCGUCGUUGACAAGUCGAGACACGGGGCCGGUCGAGUUUACGUAGAAUGACUUUGGUUCGAUGCAUGCGGCCUAUCUCGCGUCGUGCGCGUGACACGCUGUUUCUGUUUACAUUAGCGACCGACCUUUCGAACAUUCGAACUUUGCGUUCUACCGUCUACAUACUUCACCUCGAUUCAGCAAGCCCGCCUCUCUUUAAUAUCGAAAGAACCCGUUGUGCGAUCGAAGUUUUUUUUCGCGGUCGAUUCUACAUUCCGAUUAGAAAACUUUCUCAAUAUUUUUCCCUCGAUUGAGGACUCUUCUUCUUCUCAUUGAUUACUCACGACAUCUGACAAAAGAUUCCUGACAACAAUAACGAACAGCCUAACCUGUAAAAAAUUUUCGCUCGACCAAGUAUUCGAAGAGACUCCGAAACGUGCAGCGUGAUUACGUAAACACGUGCUUUUUCAUAUUUUCGUGAGUUCCAAGUUCGAAUAUGCAAAUAGUGGUCGUCAGAGACGUUAAUAUUAAUGUCUGCUCGCACUCUGAUAUAUCAUUUGCUAGUCAAAUUUAGGAAAUAUAUUUCGGAGCUCGUCGUUUCAAUGACGCUUUUUAACGUUUCGCAACGUAGUUCCACGUUGCGCGUCGAAAGUUGGAAAUAGUUAAUAGAAACAAUUAGUCAGUUAAAAAAAAAAAAAAAAGAAAAAAAAGAAAAGAGAAAAUCAUGUGACGCGAUGCUCGAAAAGCAGAAAUGAUUUUUAAUGUCCCUUCCAUUCUGACAUCGAUGAUUAAAAAAUUUUUUUUAUAUUCUUCGAUAAUUAUUAUCGAAUCCCAAUGAUUCCCUUACACAUUUUUGGAUAAUAUGACAUUCAAAGUUUAAUGAACAGUAAUUCAAUUUCUAAUAAUAAGAUACUAAUUGUAACACAGUUAUUCAUAGUUAAAAUAGUGGAUGAUUAA
Molecule: messenger RNA, 1140 nt
Organism: Heterotrigona itama
Lineage: Eukaryota; Metazoa; Arthropoda; Insecta; Hymenoptera; Apidae
Source: the annotation of a GenBank genome assembly